GUUGAUUAGCUGACAUAAUUGAUUACCAACUUGGGACCCUUACAGAGUAGAAACAUAAGCAUGUGUUGUGUCGGGUUAGAUUGCUCAGGAGCUUGUCUAAACCUAAUAGUUUCUCCUUCUAUAUAAUGAAACAAGCUUAUUGGUACUCUUCAUCAACCACAACUUUCAUUCAAAGAGCUUUUCAAACAGAACUCACAUAUCUUUUCUCUUUCUUUCUCCACACUUUGCUUUCCAAUCUCAAGCUUUAACUCUCCCUGAAAAUGAUGAUAAACGCAAAGAAGCUUAUGAAGAUGGCUAAGAAAUGGCAACAAAGAGCAGCCCUCCACAGGAAAAGAAUCUCAUUUCAGAGAUCAAAUGUCUUUACUAGCAGCUCUUCUACUGUAGAAAAGGGUUGUUUCGUGGUCUACACGGCGGAUAAAAUCCGCUUUGCUUUUCCAAUAAGUUAUCUGAGCAACUCUAUUGUCCAAGAGCUCUUGAAAAUAUCUGAAGAAGAGUUCGGUCUCCCAACGGAAGGACCAAUCACAUUGCCGUUCGAUUCGGUUUUCUUGGAGUAUCUCAUCAAACUGAUCCAAAGACGAAUGGAUGGAGAUACAGAAAAGGCUCUGUUGAUGUCAAUCUCUAGUGCUAAGUGUUCUUUACAAUGUUCUUUGCUACAGCAAGAACAGAGUACUCAACAAUUGCUUGUAUUAUAGGGUUUCUUAAAAGAACAUAUAGUUUUGUAAAUAUUCAGAUAUUUUUAUACUUUAUACAAGAUAAACAUUACCACUAUUCUCUCAGGAAAAAUUAAGUUCACUUUUAAGCUUUACGUAAAUGUUGG
This is a messenger RNA of Arabidopsis thaliana (thale cress), 817 nucleotides long. RefSeq names its product SAUR-like auxin-responsive protein family (gene SAUR68). The transcript has a single exon. Gene Ontology annotation, cellular component: plasma membrane. The record is from RefSeq and is marked reviewed. Lineage: Eukaryota; Viridiplantae; Streptophyta; Magnoliopsida; Brassicales; Brassicaceae. Gene Ontology annotation, biological process: response to auxin. Bases 261 to 692 code for a protein of 143 amino acids.